This is a messenger RNA of Porites evermanni, 6338 nucleotides long. NCBI's taxonomy places the organism in Eukaryota, Metazoa, Cnidaria, Anthozoa, Scleractinia, Poritidae. The record is from the annotation of a GenBank genome assembly.
AACCAGCCUCUGAGGAAGACUUGAAGACUCUGAAAGAGUACGGCCUAGAAAGAGUCGGUAAAUGUAGUUCAAGAAAUCCGGAACGGGUAAUGUUUCUGCGCUUCUUUAUUAAUUCCCAGUCUAUUCAUAUUAUCUGUUAAUAUUCUUGAUUUUCUGCUUAUAGCUGUCGGCUAUAAGUAGAAUUAUGUCCCGAGAAUUUAUCUGUGUUAUGAAUGAAAUAGGCACUCUUUUCUCUUGAUUUUCGUCUGCAUUACAAGGCAGUCAUGCAUGUUAGUGAUCAAUACAAUACAAUGGUUUUUGCUUGAUCAAUCACGAGAACAGAAAUUUCUAGGGCAUUGUAUCACUGCCAAAAUUUGACUACUUCUUCUAAAAAUCCAUUUUAACAUUAGUCAGUUAAUGGGGUUUCCAUCAUAUGUCAAUUGAACAUGUAAUCAAACUUCAAAUGUAAAUAAUUAUCACAAUGUGAAACAAUAAUGAAAAACAAUUAGUAGAUACAUCCAUGAGUUGUUUAUGCAGCUAGAAAUUACGGUUCGUUAGCAUACACGGAUGCCUUAAAUAAUUGGCAUCUUUCCCUGUGGAUGAGGUAAUGCUUCCACUUUUCCUUUUUUCCUUUUUGACAUUAUUCUUCCCAAUCUAGGUUGAAAACCAAAUGAAAAUUGGGCCCAACAAAAAUAGUCAUCCAAUAACUGUCGAUAAUGUGAUGCUUCUGUUAUACAUGUACAUGAGGCCUCUUAGGAGAGGAGGGGGUGUGUGUUUGUCCCUGGUCUGAAAUUCAAAUGGGGUUGUUUCGUGUUUUGAGGAGAAGGCCAUGUCCUUGUUGUUACACCCUUCUAGCAUUUUUAACAUUCACCAGUGAGCACAAUUUUGUCAGCAUAUAUUAGAAGCAACACAUUGAUGGUGGCUGUGGUAAAUGAGGGGGAGGGGAAAGGGGAGUGAAAGUGUUGGUUGUGGAGGAGGAGUGGGGAUUUGUUGGGCAUGGGAGAGGGGAGGGUUAGUGGAAGCAAGGGAAAGACAGGGUGCAGGGGAAGUGGGGGAAAUUGAGACUUCAGAGCAUGUAAAUCAACUUAACAUUUUACCCAGUUUUCUGUUUAUGGUAUCAUAAUUUUCAUUUUUUUGGUGUGGUAAGUGAAACGUUUUUGUUCUUUUUAUCAUAUUAGUUUUCUUUUUGUAAGCAUUAAUGAAAUAGAGGUUCUACAACUUGCAAUAAGUCAUACUACAGCCUGUGAGUAAACUUGUCUCGUGACAUUUUGUCAUUAGAGUUAGAUGUAAAUUUUUGUAGCAACGUUUGAUUUGAAACUUGAGCUUCUUGUUCCUUGAUCGCACAUAGGGAAAUUCCUAGGGCAUUAGAUUGCCUCCAAAAUUUGACUUGUCCUUCUUAAAUUUUAUUAAACAUUUGGCAUUUUUGGUCAUUGUGUAUGAUUGGUACUUGUAGAACCGUCCUCCAAGUUUUAAACUAGGGACAGAAACUUCUUGUCAGGUAUCCUCUGUUAUGCUGUCAAUGACCCCUUUACACUUGAGUUUUAACUUAGAAGUGUAUUUUUAGUGCGAUAUUUUUUUUUCUCACCAAUCGUAAAGGAGUGUGCUUCAAUAAUUAAUAACUUGUGUGCAACACGGAGUUUCGCGAGGGGUUGCGAGAGACGUAUUUGUAGUUUAUUUAUAAUUUUCCACACAGAUUUAACAGGUAGCGGAUUUUUCUUUCUCAGGCUUCAAUGGCGACCGCAGCACCUUCACCUCUGGCCAGCUCCGUAGAAAAGACGAAUGGAAACAAGCUGAGCAGACUUCUCAUAGAUGGUGGAACAACAGUACUGAGGAAUAUUUUUGACACUUAUCAUCCUCCUUCCAACUUGGCUAGUAACCUUCAUGCAAACUAUUCCAUUCUUGUUAAACUUCUGCGUCGGAAAAUUCUUAACGGGAGUCAAUGGGAAAACCUGUUUCCACCAGCUGGAGGGCAUCCAAACUCUAAGAACUUUGAUAUCACUCUUCUGUUUCUCUUACUGACGAACAUUUGUGGCCUAUCACCUCCCCUCUCAGGUCCUGGGCACAAAAUGCCUCCCGCGAGUGACACCUCAACAGAGGCUAAUCUUGCUCGCGUCAAAUUCUAUCGAAACGAGCUCUAUGGUCAUGUGGUAACAACUGGCAUUCCAACACCAGUGUUCGAUGUGAAAUGGCGGGAAGUUAGUUCCGUUCUUGUUUCGCUUGGAUUGAAUCCGUCUGAAGUGGACAAAUUAAAGCGAGAGCCUUGUGGGGAGGACUAUGUCAGCGCUGUUACUGAAUGGAUGAAAAAUGACGAUGAGAUCAAAUUCCAAUUAAAAGACGUAAUUCGCAAACAACAACAAGUGCUCCAAACCCAACAGGAAGAUCAGAGAACUCUUAACGACACACAUCAAACUGUUGAAAAAGUGCAACAGACACAAGUGGAAGCCAGCAAAUUGCAACAAGAGGACCACAAAACUCUUCAUGAUACACACCAAACAGUUAGUAAAGUAGAAAAGACACAAUUGGAGGCUAUUAUAUUGCAGCAAGAAGACCAUAGAACUCUUCAAGAUACACAUCAGGCAGUUGGUAGUUUACAAGAGAUGCAAAAAGAGGCAGUGAAAUUGCAGCAGGAGGACCACAGAACUCUUCAAGACACACACCAAGUCAUUCAAGGUGUUCAGCAGUCUGUACAGGAUGCAAAAGAGAUGCUAGAGGAUUUUCGGAGAACCCAACAAGAAUCGCGGCAACAGGUCACGUAUGACGUUGUAAAUGCUGAAGACAGAAGAGAUAAAGUUGAAGAACAUGAAACUCUGCAAAAAUUGGCGAAAGUUAACACCGAAAAAAUCAUCCAAUAUCACUCUGGGAAAUACCAGGAGGGAACGCGCUUGCACAUCUUUGAGAAGAUCAAGUUGUGGCUAGACGACCGUACUUCUGAAAAUCGUGUGAUGGUAAUCAGUGGAGAUGCGGGAAUGGGCAAAUCAGUGAUCGCCGCUGUCGUUUGUCAGAGAAUGAAACACGCUGGUCGGCUCUCAGGAAGUCACUUUUGUCAGCACAACAAGGAACGUUACAGAAACCCGAAGGUGAUGCUUCAAUCGUUAGCUUGUCAGCUGUGUGAUGUUUUACCAGAAUACAAACGUGAACUUGUGAAGAGACUUUCCAGAAACUUGGGUGUGGACAUGAACAGUCUAGAAGUCCAGGAAUUGUUCGAAUUUCUUUUCGAAGAGCCUUUAUGCAGCGUAGGAGACCCUGGUAGACAUUUGCUGUUAGUUAUUGAUGGCUUGGAUGAAAGUGAAUACAAAGGCCGCAAUGAGCUGCUUGAUGUCAUUGCUAAUCACUUUUACACACUUCCUGCUUGGGUUCGGUUUUGUGUUACCGCUCGACCGGAAGUAAACAUCGCAGGCCGUCUUAAAAAGUUUAAUCCUGUUCAGCUCAAGCAAGAUGACGAGGAAAACGUUAAAGACAUCAGACUCUUUCUUGAGAGACAGCUAAGCAACGUUAUUCAAUCGGGCUUUGAAGAAGUCGUUAUCAGUGAACUGGCCCGAAAAGCUGCUGGACAUAUUUUAUACGCCUAUUUGAUGGUCGAUUUUAUCAACAAAAACUUUUCAAGUUUCACCCCUGAGGAUUCGGGAAGAACGUUACCUUCAGGUGUAUCAUCUGUUUAUCAGAAUUAUUUUGAACGUUUGGAGAAAGAAUUGAAAAGUAUUGAGGAACUGACGAUAAGUGCUGAUCAGUUUUUGACUUUUCUUAGUGCUUUUGCAGCUGCAAAAGAACCUCUUCCACUAGACUUUGUUUCUAAGAUGUUGCGUUCGGACGCAAAGUCUCCAGCUUGUCACCGGAAAGUAAGAAAGGCUAUCGAAUGUAUCUCAACCCUUUUACCUGUUCAAGAUGGCUGCAUUCACUUCUUUCACAAAUCAGUUAAGGACUGGUUGACUGACAGAACUGCUUACGGGCAACACAGCCUGUCUGUGGAUGAAAAACAAGGUCACCUUGCCCUUUCUGAGCUUUGUACUGGUGAAUUAAAUGAUGUUAAAAGGAAAGGUGUUCUCGGAGCAGAGUUCAGUGACCCUGCGAGGUACGCCCUACAGCAUGGUGUUGAUCAUUUGCUCGAGUUGGAAGAGAGUACGAGAGCAUCCAGCUUUAAAGAAAUCGUCAAGAACUACGUAAUCGACUUAGAGAUUGUAUUUGCAAAGUUGUGUGUAAACAACGCGACUAGCUCUGAAGACAUUAUUCGUGUUCAGAGGCAUGAACUUUUUAGAGCAUUGAGUCGUAGGAGUAAAAGAACCCUUAGCACGAUGUUGUUCCUCUUGAGAAAGUACCACGAAAGGCUGAUGGCGAUUCCUAGUACAUUCUUUCAAGUGAUGAUGAAGGAGGGAGGAAAAGAUUGUGCUAAGAAAGCAAAAGAGCUUUUACAUAUCCAAUAUCAUGAAAUACCGUUCAUGAAGUUUGUUAAUAAGCGAGCUGCGAAGGAGCAAAUAAGUGGAAUCCAGGCUGUGUUUCGCUGCACCUCUCAAGUGGCUUGCUUUGACAUUUCACCUCAGCAGGAGUUCAUGGUGUGUGAAUGUAGAAAUGGUACGAUUCAGCUGUGGUCACUACAAACGGGGAAGCUAAUGUGGAAACGUCCUGUCACGUUCGAGAAACGUUACGUUGAAGACCAUGGCGCGUUUAGAAUGGUGCCGAACACAUCUAUAUUAUCAUGUUAUCGCUCUGUUGUUUUUCACCCUUCUGAGCCCAUUGUUCUCCCUGGAAUCCUUAGCCAUGCUUACUCAAGUGACGGAGACUUCCUACCCCUGUUCCCUAGGAGCAACUGCAGAUUUUCGGUUUGUUCAGUUAAUGGGGAUACUAUGAUUACUGACUCCCUUGACGAUGCUCGAUGCCUUAUCAUGUGGAAUCUAAAAAACGGUGACGAAAUAUCUCGAACUGUCAGAAAUGAGGUAGUUUUGUCUUUUGCUUGGUCUUCAGAUGGAGGACCACUAGCGAUUUCCCAUUUUUCGGGACUGGUAUGUUUGGUUGAUGCAUUAAAUUGCUUUGAGACACUUGCAGAGGUCAACACUUUUGAACCACGUGGAAUGAUAAAGUUUGCCCCUAACCUCAAAUUCCUGUUUUGUUUGCUUUACGGAGCAGGAAUUUUGAAUGGCUUCCGAGAGCUAAUUCAAUUGCAAGUCCAGGAGUGGCCUUCGGGUACCUUUUCCCUUGUUAAUGUUGACAGAAACGAAUGCUUGGAACCUUGGGAUUAUCAAUGCCCCAGCAAGGGUGCAUUCUUGAUGGGAGAUCCUAUCUCUAAUUCCCAGGACGGUUCUAUAUCCCGACCCUCUGAUACCUUUGUGUUUGUCUUAAACAAGCAAUGUUUAGUAAGGGCAUAUCCCGGCAGUAACAAUAUUAACAAUAUUGAAAUAUACAGUCACGUUGCACUCAAAGAUGUCAAACAAUAUGACAGUCUUGUCUCUAAUAUUGCCUUCGCUUUAGAUGGGAAGACCAUUUACGGUGUUCGCGGUACUGUUGAAGUGAUAGCUUUUGAUGUGUCAAGCCGAAAAAUUAUAGGAAAGAAAUUUUUUUCAGCAGAUGAUUACGAAUUAGAGCUUUCAUUCAUGGACAUAUACAUGGAAGAUGAAAAUUUUGAAGUUAGUGGAAUUUGUCUUGUACCCGUGUCAAAAGGUGUCCUUUUGAAAAGAGAUCAUCCUGACGAGGCUGUUCAGCUGUGGAAUUUUAAUUUGUCACAAGAAGUCCGAAGUUGGCCCAGUUUAAAGAAUGUUGCUUAUAUAUCCCCAGUUACAGACCAAUGUGUAGCCUGUGUGGGAGGCGGAUGUGAAGUGAGCAUCCUGGACACAUCAAGUGGAGAAAUAGUGAAGACCAUCUCACAUUGUCAUGAAGAAUCUGAAGAAAACUUCUUAAGAUAUCCAUGGUUGCAUGAAAGAUUCAUAAAAUGCAACAGUAAAUAUCAACUGUUAUGCACCGCUCGGGACUCAGUUCAGCUGUCAGACGGGAAAAGUAUACUAUGGAAGAGAUCUUGGCGAAACUCUCUUUUACGCGGCAACAUAGCUGGGAUGUUUACUCCAACGGAAGAGUUUGUCCUUGUCUCGGCUGGAACCUCUCAGAGUAGGCAAGAAGUUCACGUGCUUGACGCUUCUUCAGGAAACACUCUCCGCACAUUAUGCUCAGUCGAUGAUGUUUCCAACUGUGCGUUUAUAAGUAACGAGGAAUGUGUAAUUGACCGCCGGGAUUCUUCAAGAGGUUACCAUUUGCUGUUGUUUAAUGUUAGGACUGGGGAUUUGCUAAGCGUACUUGAUGUUUAUACUACGAACGGGCCUUAUUGUUUGGCUGCUUUUCCGCAAAAGGGUUUGAUCGCCAUGGGCCGAAGGAACUCC